AUGAUGAAUCAAACUUCAACUAAUUCAUCAAAUGAUAUGAUAACAACUCAACCUCAACAAACAAUUGGUAGUGAUCUAAUAUUAAAUCAAAUGGCUGUUUCAUCAUCAACGAACAAUUCUGAACAACACCAUACCGAUGUUCAACGAAAACAAUUUAUUCAAAAACAACUUGUUUUAUUAUUACAUGCAUAUAAAUGUCAACAACGUGAAAAUCAAACUAUUAAUGAUGAAACAAUACAUCCAAGUACAUGUACAUUACCACAUUGUGGUACUAUGAAAAAUGUUUUACAACAUAUGACACAAUGUAAUGAUCAUAAAACAUGUACUAUUCCUCAUUGUGUUACUUCACGUCAGAUUAUUUUACAUUGGAAACAAUGUAAUAAUUCUCAAUGUUCAAUUUGUCAACCAUUUAAAACACCAUCGACUUUAGCUGUAUUAAAUCAAACAAUAAAUAAUAUUAAUAUUAAUGCAACAGAUGUACCAAUAACAAUUAAUAAAGAAUGGCAAAGGCGUGUUACACAAGAAAUGCGUCAACAUCUUGUACAAAAAAUCAUAACGGCACUUAUACCAAUAAUUAAUACGGGUACUAGUCAUGAUAUACGUAUUAUUAAUUUAGCUAACUAUGCUCGACGUAUUGAAAAUGAAACGUUUGAAAUAGCAGAUAGUCUAGAAGAAUAUUUUUAUAAAUUAGCGGAAAAAAUUUAUAAACUACAAAAAGAAUUAGGAGAUCCUAUCAAUCAAAACAUGGAUUUUAAUUAA
Molecule: messenger RNA, 759 nt
Organism: Rotaria sp. Silwood1
Lineage: Eukaryota; Metazoa; Rotifera; Eurotatoria; Philodinida; Philodinidae
Source: the annotation of a GenBank genome assembly